Entrophospora sp. SA101 is the source of this 384-nucleotide messenger RNA. NCBI's taxonomy places the organism in Eukaryota, Fungi, Glomeromycota, Glomeromycetes, Entrophosporales, Entrophosporaceae. The record is from the annotation of a GenBank genome assembly.
AUGGCUGACCAAUUAAGUGAAGCACAAAUCACAGAAUUUAAAGAAGCAUUUUCUUUGUUUGAUAAAGACAGUGAUGGUACCAUCACCACCAAAGAACUUGGUACAGUAAUGAGAUCGCUUGGUCAAAAUCCAACAGAGUCAGAAUUACGAGACAUGAUCAAUGAAAUUGAUGCUGAUGGUAAUGGGACAAUUGACUUUCCAGAAUUCUUGACAAUGAUGGCCAGGAAAAUGAAGGAUACUGAUUCUGAACAAGAGAUAAAAGAAGCUUUUAAAGUUUUUGAUAAAGAUGGUAAUGGUUUUAUUUCUGCUGCUGAACUAAGACAUGUUAUGACUAAUCUUGGAGAGAAACUUACUGAACAAGAAGUCGAUGAAAUGCAAAAAUGA